Messenger RNA from Panthera uncia (snow leopard), 1661 nucleotides. It is a transcript of the gene ROGDI, whose product is annotated as rogdi atypical leucine zipper. The coding region runs from base 268 to 1137 and encodes 289 amino acids. The record is from RefSeq and is a predicted model, not a curated record. Gene Ontology annotation, cellular component: RAVE complex. The transcript has 11 exons. Lineage: Eukaryota; Metazoa; Chordata; Mammalia; Carnivora; Felidae.
GGCGCCCGAGCGCAGAGCGCUCGCGGUGGGUGCCAGCGGCAGCCUGGGAGAGCCGGAGCAGGCGGGUUCGCGCAGCCGCCAGCCUCGAUUCGGAGCGCAGCUCGGCCGGUCGGCGGCGGGAGAGGCGGCCCGGGGGCGGGGCGGACGCGCGUGCGGCCAAUCGGCAGCGGGGGUGGGCCCGGGUGCUGCUAGCGCACUGACGGCCGGUGCACCGAGCCUCGAGCUGACGGCGGGUGCCUGACGGUCGCUGGGCGGCGAGCGGCGGCGAUGGCGACCGCGAUGGCAGCGACGGCGGCGGAGCGAGCGGUGUUGGAGGAGGAGUUCCGCUGGCUGCUGCACGACGAGGUGCACGCCGUCCUCAGGCAGCUGCAAGACAUCCUCAAGGAGGCCUCUCUCCGCUUCACUCUGCCCUGCUCUGGCACCGGCACGGAGGGUCCUGCCAAGCAGGAGAACUUCAUCCUUGGCAGCUGUAGCACAGACCAGGUGAAAGGCGUGCUGACUCUGCAAGGGGACGCGCUGAGCCAGGCGGAUGUGAACCUGAAGAUACCCCGGAACAACCAGCUGCUGCACUUCGCCUUCCGAGAAGACAAGCAGUGGAAGCUGCAGCAGAUCCAGGAUGCCAGGAACCAUGUAAGCCAAGCCAUUUACCUCCUUGCCAACCGGGAUGAAAGCUACCAGUUCAGGACGGGAGCAGAGGUCCUCAAGCUGAUGGACGCUGUGAUGCUGCAGCUGACCAGAGCCCGCAACCGGCUCACCACCCCGGCUACCCUUACUCUGCCUGAGAUCGCUGCCAGUGGCCUCACGCGGAUGUUCGCCCCUGCCCUGCCCUCUGACCUACUAGUCAAUGUGUACAUCAACCUCAACAAGCUCUGCCUCACCGUGUACCAGCUGCACGCCCUGCAGCCCAACUCCACCAAGAACUUCCGCCCAGCUGGAGGCGCCGUGCUCCACAGCCCUGGGGCCAUGUUCGAGUGGGGCUCCCAGCGUCUGGAGGUGAGCCAUGUGCACAAGGUGGAGUGUGUGAUCCCGUGGCUCAACGAUGCCCUAGUCUUCUUCACGGUCUCCCUGCAGCUCUGCCAGCAGCUCAAGGAUAAGAUCUCCGUUUUCUCCAGCUACUGGAGCUACAGGCCUUUCUGAACAGAACCCCCAAGAGUCUGUCCACCUGGGAAAUGGCCCUUGUCCCUCUCAUCUAUCCCCUCUUGGAGUGUUGGCCAGAGCCGGGCAGCAUGGGCUAUUUAUUUUCGUCUUUACCCCAUCCUGCCCAUCAUAUUUGCACAGAUGGAAAUGAACACUGGAAUCACUGAAAAGAAGGGACGAAGGCUUGCUUUUCAUUUUGCGGAGGGGGGUGGUCAGGAAGGCGGAGCAGAGAUGUGGCCCACAUUCCAAACCCUCCCUCCCUGCAGGCAGAAACCUUUGGACUCUGGGUGGGGCCAACCCCAGGGCUCUCCUUCCGCCUCCUUUUUCUGCUUUCUGAGCUGCCCUUGGAUGGUGAAGGGUAGCCACGCACACCCCCUCCAUGGAGGGUGAGGAGUGGGUGGCGACCCUAAACUGUGAGUUAGGAGAGCAGACAGAAGCCACCCACCGUGAGCUGUGGUGUCCUAGAAUGCGUUUGCUCAGCAUCCCUGACAAGGCCUCUAGGAAAUAAAGAUCACCCGACUUUA